This is a messenger RNA of Etheostoma cragini (Arkansas darter), 1579 nucleotides long. Its product is annotated as AP-3 complex subunit sigma-1. Lineage: Eukaryota; Metazoa; Chordata; Actinopteri; Perciformes; Percidae. The transcript is spliced from 7 exons. The record is from RefSeq and is a predicted model, not a curated record. Gene Ontology annotation, cellular component: intracellular membrane-bounded organelle; AP-3 adaptor complex; membrane coat. Bases 251 to 739 code for a protein of 162 amino acids. Gene Ontology annotation, biological process: Golgi to vacuole transport; intracellular protein transport.
AGGAGAAGAAGGAGGAGGAGGAGGAGGAGAGCAAUGACUGCUCAAUAGAUCCUUUGACGUGGAAUAUUUCCGUAAAGAGACGAUGGAAGAGUAGCGUGUAGCUCCAAGCUAUCCCGUAUUAACCUUAAAUCGAAACGGGAUUUAGCUCCUGAAUCCCACUCGGAUCUGGGUUCACUGGAGUUGACAGACAACAGUCUUUCAGAGACUGACCCCUUUCUGUUCCCCCGCCUCCCUCCGCUCAGCUACAGUCAUGAUAAAAGCCAUUUUAAUAUUCAACAACCAUGGGAAACCAAGGCUUUCUAAAUUCUACGAGCAUUAUAAUGAAGACAUAGAGCAACAGAUCAUCAGGGAAACCUUCCACUUGGUCUCGAAAAGAGAUGAGAACGUCUGUAAUUUCCUAGAAGGUGGAAUGUUGAUUGGAGGAUCAGACUACAAGCUGAUCUACCGACACUACGCCACACUGUACUUUGUGUUUUGUGUGGACUCCUCAGAGAGUGAACUAGGAAUUUUAGACUUAAUCCAGGUAUUUGUGGAAACGCUGGACAAAUGCUUUGAGAAUGUCUGUGAGCUUGACUUAAUUUUCCAUGUAGACAAGGUCCACAACAUACUGGCAGAGAUGGUGAUGGGUGGGAUGGUCCUGGAGACCAACAUGAAUGAAAUCAUCACACAGGUGGAUGCCCAGAACAAGAUGGAGAAGUCUGAGACUUUUAUCUUUCAGUCUACCAGGCAGGACAGGUAGACACAGGCCGGUAUUGCAGGAGCGCCUGCUCGUGCCGUAUCAGCUGUAAAGAACAUGAACCUCCCGGAAAUGCCCAGAAACAUCAACAUUGGUGACAUCAGCAUAAAAGUGCCAAACUUACCCUCCUUCAAAUAGUGGCAGCGAGAUCCUGAAGCUGCAGAUGUCAGCCAAUGUUUACCGUGAUGCAUUCGGUUACCAAAACCUCAAGUUACUAGCUUUUAUCAAAAAUAUAUAUCUUGAAGGUACUGUAUGCUUUGACACUCCUUAUUUGGUGUUAUCUCUUUGUUUUUCCAAUUAAAGAAAAGAAUGUUUUACGUGCUUUGAAUUUCUGUUGGAAGGAAAAAUGAAGUAUUUAUUUAUUUGUGGUACAUUCCUUCUUCCUUGCUGGAGGUUAACCCUUGAUGUUCAGCUGCUACAGUAGAGUAUCUAUCUAGUAUCUGUGUCAGAUUGUAGCUGAAAUAAUUUCACUGACUCCAGUGUUUACUUAAAACAAAAGGUCCAGCAGUUUGGGACGUUUUUGGACAGUCUUAUUGGUUUGGUUAUUCCAGGCCAGAGAAAUCAAUCAAUGGAAGAAAGAGUAGGAAACUAUUUUGAAUACCAAAUUUAAACCGGUUUGCUACAGUAUUGAAGGUCAUACAAGCUUGUUUGUAAAAUCAGUGCAUUGAAUGUUAUAUUACAGAUAUGCUGUUUGACAGAAAUAUGCUGAUAUGAUUUUGUCUUUUCUUAACUGUAUGCAAAAUAUUUUUAAAUGAUUUAUCUUGUCAUAUCAAAAGAUUAUCUUAAUUUUAAUCCGUGCAUGAUUUUUCUCUCUUAUUUUCCAACAUAAUAAACUGUCGAAAC